AUGGCCGCAAGCUCGUCGGUCUCUCUGAACACCACGUUGGAUCCUUUACCUUCAGUCUUGCGGCAUGGGCUGGUAGCUGUGGCAUUCUUUGGACUUCUUUCACUCAUCUCCAGUGUCGCUCUCUUCACCUUCCUGACGUAUCGACUCUGUGUAUGGUAUCACCGAGGGCAACUCAAGGAUGGCGCCAAUCAGUUCCUGCUCCUCAUCUACAACUUGGUGCUGGCAGACAUCCAGCAAGCCAUGGCUUUCGCGCUGACGUCGGUAUACCUUUCCCAAGAUAAGAUCCAAGUAGGAACCACGACAUGCUGGGCCAACGGGUGGUUCGUCUCGACCGGUGACCUUGCUUCGGGAGUCUUCAUCCUCGCCAUCGCCUUGCACACAUACUAUGCCGUGGUGAAGGGCAGGCGGGUGGGAAACAAGCUCUUCUAUGGCGGUAUUAUUUGCCUGUGGAUAUUUGUCUAUCUAAUGGCUAUCGUUGGUGUUGGUAUAAAUCCCAGAAUAUACGUCCGAGCGGGAGCAUGGUGCUGGAUUGACAAAAGAUACGAUAAAGAACGACUGUGGCUCCACUACUUCUGGAUCUUCAUGUGCAUGUUUGGGACAGUUGUCACGUAUAUCCUCAUUUUUGCUUUUAUCACAGCCAAGUCACGGAGCCGCUCGAAUCCGAACUUUCCCAACGAUGAUGGCACCGACCCUGCCGCCACAAAGCGUGCUGCGAAAUACAUGAUCAUCUAUCCUGUGGUGUAUGUCGUUUGCACAUUACCACUCGCAGGGGGCCGAAUGGCCGCAAUGACAGGGAUUUCGGUACCAUAUUGGUGGUUCUGCUUAGCCGGGGCGGCCAUCAGCUCCUGCGGAUGGUUAGACGUUGUACUGUACGCGGUGACCCGACACGUCUUGAUAUUUGGCCGGGCUCCUCCACCUCCUCAAGACCUGGGUCUCGACACCUUUGGUUGGAAGGACGUCGGCGACAGUUUCUGGGGAAUGAGGACUACCAUUAGUGGCCCUCUAGGAGACCCGAACGCUCGAAGGCGUGACAAACGCGACUUCCUGGGGCGAAGUACGUCACGUCCGCUUCGCUCGCGGCAGUCGGAUGAAUACCACUUUGCCAGCCAGCCGGAGGGAAUCAUCACGGCAAAGACCACGAUCGAGGUUCGAUCAGGCCCCAUCAUUCAUUAUGCCGACUCAGAUAUGAGUGCGAUUGAGAUGGAAGACAAAUCAGAGCGAACGCAUUCGCAUUCUCACAAUGAGUAA
Molecule: messenger RNA, 1248 nt
Organism: Cladophialophora immunda
Lineage: Eukaryota; Fungi; Ascomycota; Eurotiomycetes; Chaetothyriales; Herpotrichiellaceae
Exons: 3
Coding region: 1-1248 (415 amino acids)
Biological process (GO): adenylate cyclase-activating G protein-coupled receptor signaling pathway
Cellular component (GO): plasma membrane
Molecular function (GO): G protein-coupled receptor activity
Source: RefSeq, a predicted model, not a curated record